Nomia melanderi (Alkali bee) is the source of this 2659-nucleotide messenger RNA. RefSeq names its product guanine nucleotide-binding protein subunit beta-2 (gene Gbeta76C). Gene Ontology annotation, molecular function: protein binding. Gene Ontology annotation, biological process: signal transduction. Lineage: Eukaryota; Metazoa; Arthropoda; Insecta; Hymenoptera; Halictidae. The record is from RefSeq and is a predicted model, not a curated record.
UCGAUGGAAAUUUGCUCGCCAGUAUCCGCGGGACGGUGAACGUUGGCGUAUCGUUUCCAGUUCCACGGUGAAUUCUUGAACGGAGCCGGGACUAGUCUAGAAAAUGGGGAAGGAUGACGCUGAAACGGUGGCUUUAAAGAAGGAGCUGGAGGACCUGAUCAACAAAUGCAAGGAGGAUCAAAAGAAACAACAGGAUACCACUUUGGAGGAGGCGUGCGGCAGUGUAGCGGACGCUCCCAAGGUGAAAUUAUCUACGAAAAAGUUGUUAAAGGGACACAUUAAUAAGGUGAACUCGGUGCACUACAGUGGCGAUAGUAGGCAUUGCGUGACAGGCUCGUUGGACGGUAAGUUGAUCAUCUGGGACUCGUGGACCGGCAACAAAGUCCAGGUAAUUCCUCUACGGUCAGCAUGGGUGAUGUCCGUGGCGUUCGCUCCCUCGGGGAACUUCGUUGCUUGUGGUGGCAUGGACAACAUGUGUACCGUUUACGACGUGAACAACCGUGACGCCACGGGCUCCGCGAAGAUAGUCAGAGAGCUGCUAGGGUACGAGGGUUUCCUUUCUUCGUGCAGGUUCUUGGAGGACAAGAAGAUCCUCACUGGAUCCGGUGACAUGAAAAUCUGUAUAUGGGACCUGGAAGCAAAUAAGAAAACGACAGACUUCUGUGCGCACGCUGGAGAUGUUGUCAGCAUCAGCUUAUCUCCAGAUAUGAAUAACUACAUCACCGGAUCAGUGGACAAGACAUGCAAGCUGUGGGACUUCAGAGAUGAGACUGCGAAGCAGACCUUCUUUGGUCAUGAGGCUGAUGUCAAUUCUGUUUGCUACCAUCCGUCCGGACAAGCUUUUGUAACAGCCUCGGAAGACAAAACAGCAAGGUUGUGGGACUUGAGGUCGGAUCAGCAGAUAGCAGAGUUCAAGCCACCAAACUCAAAGCCUGGGUUCACAUCAUGUGGCUUGUCCUCGAGUGGUAGGUUUAUAUUCUGUGGAAGUGACGACAAUAAUAUCCAUAUAUGGGACACGUUGAAGAACCAGUACAAUGGUGUCUUAUCAGGCCACGAAAACCGUGUGACGUCGCUGAGUGUUUCUGGAAAUGGUAUGGCUGUCGCUACUUGCUCCUGGGAUCAAAAUGUACGAAUUUGGGUUUAGACAUUAGAGGAAAUCGCCAAUAACGUCUCAGAGUUGAAACAAAAGAGAGGAGGAUUACGAGAGAGCAGCAAUCAUCUUAUCUUCUUUCUGUUGAAGAGUUUAUUCAAGUCUGCGCUUCAUUGUUCCCUAAUUUUUGAUAUAGGAAAGUGUAGGUCUGGAAGGAUUCUACAAGAAAACUAUAUAUAUAUAUAUAUGCGUAUUAAGUUAAAUAACUAUUUGAAUUUCUAUAUACGAAUGAAUGUAGAAUCUCUUGAUAUUUCUAUCGUAAGGUGCAGGGACCAUAUUCUACAUCUAUUCAAGAGAACAGUUGCUCGAAGCGUGACACUUGGGAACGUUUGGUUUCUGUUUCGCUUUUUUUUCUAACUGAAAAAUAAAUAAAAUUAGAAGAAGAAAUGUUAAAUAAAAAUAAAACGAAAGAAAACGAACUAGCGAUUGAUUUACAAAUACAAACACGUCGACGAUUCUUUUUCUGUUCUUUUCAAUUUAUAUUACUCACACGCAUUCUUAUAAACAAUGCACAUGAUAUAUAUAUAUAUUCACAAAGGAAAACUGCGCCCCUAAACAGCGUAUUUGAAAAUAUAGUAAUUACAUUUUCUUCUGGGAUCUAUCCAAUACGCGUGAGAGAAAUGUUUGUUCUUAGAACACUCCGAGAACAGUCUCAAGCUUGUGUGAAUUACAAUUUGCAUCAAUUUUUAUUUCUACAUUAUACAUUAAAAGUGUCUCUGAAUCGACGUGACAGAGCGGUGUGUUUUGUAAACAAAGAAACAAAAGAUUAGAUAAGUAGAUAGAUUAACGGAUAGACUGAUUGAUUGAUAGAUAAGUAGAUAUAGAUAGAGAUAAGAGGGAGAGAAGAUAGGUGUAUAGAUAGAUUGAUAAAUAGAUAUAGAGAGGUAGAGAGACAGAGAGAAAAAGAGAUAGACAGAGACAGAGAAAGAGAGAGAAAGAAAGAGAGAGAGGAGAGAGAGAGAGAGAUUUCCGUUCGUCUUGACUAAUACUUAAAGAUUUGGUAUUCGUUAGGCAUAAAUCUCGACGAUUAAAGUGUCUCUUUGAUCUAGCGACGAACUUGUCUGGCAUAAUCCUUGUCAACGUAAACCUAGGCCAGUAGCUAACAUUACCUGCAUAACAUAAUACACGUACUAUGUACUCGAUACACAUGCUACUGUGUACUAUAUAACGAACCCAUCGUAUCAGAAACAUUUCAAUCGGUAGUUAACGAAAAAUUACCCCUGUUUCUUUUAACAAUUGCAUGCUGAACUAAGACGGAAGGUAACUGAGAACACUCCGAAUAAACGGGUCUUUACAGGAUACUCCUACCGGCGACUCGUACCGAAGUACCUAACGCAGAAUUCAACAACGUAAAUAUACAUACACGACGAAGAUUCGACUUGGAAUAAUUGAAGAUAAAAAAUCGACCUUAAAAAAUCUUACGGUAAUUAUAUUACGUAAUUUCACGGUUAUGUACAUUCGUUUAUCCUUAAAACGAAAAACGACGACGCAACUCUCGCUGCGGAUCAC